AGUCGAUACUACCACACCUAGUCCAACACCAACAUCUGAAUCUGCCAUGGGGGCUCUCGGGUGAUAUGGAUUCUUUCUCUUUCGCGACUUCAGACUCGCUGAACUACCCAGUCAGCAUCCGAGUGAUCAACUUGGAGGGCGAUGAGACCCCUCUGCUGCCGUCCGCCUUGCUCGAAAGGGCUGAACUCAGACACGUUGGCUCUAAUACUAGGUAG
This is a messenger RNA of Verticillium alfalfae VaMs.102, 215 nucleotides long. RefSeq lists its product as hypothetical. Lineage: Eukaryota; Fungi; Ascomycota; Sordariomycetes; Glomerellales; Plectosphaerellaceae. Bases 66 to 215 code for a protein of 49 amino acids. The transcript has 2 exons. The record is from RefSeq and is a predicted model, not a curated record.